This is a messenger RNA of Cylindrotheca closterium, 447 nucleotides long. The record is from the annotation of a GenBank genome assembly. Lineage: Eukaryota; Bacillariophyta; Bacillariophyceae; Bacillariales; Bacillariaceae.
AUGGGACGUUCUUCAUCCGGUGGUGGAAGAGGACGUGUGACUCCUCAGAAAGUCAAGAGCAAUUCAAGUUCAACAGUUGUGAAACAUCUAUUUUCAACGAAAGAUGAAAACGAUGGAAAGGCAAGAUUGUCGUACGAAGAUGCCAAGGAAAGAGUGAUUGACUAUAUCCAAGCUUCUGGAAUGAAAUGUUCCAAAGACAUGGUGAAAUCAAUCCAAGAUGGAAAGUCGAUCAACUUCAAUGCGAUCGCUCCAAGAUUGAACGCUCCAACUCAAACUGAAGCUGUUGCAAGAGAAACAGAGAUGGCCCAAAACAAGAUUCUCUAUUCUGCAAAGCUCCACGAGAACAUGCGAAGAUCAGCAUACUACGAGACAAACAAGAGAACCGUCAAAUCAAACAUCAUGUUGAAGUUUGUGAUGAAGGCAAUGGAUAUCAAGCUUCGAGGUUAA